UCCUGGAUGAUGAGGUGCGUAAAGAGGCGCCAACGCACCGCACCGGGCUGAGGGAGCUAAUGACCAGACCAGACAGACAGACCCUCCACUAGAAAAUCCACGCAGCGUCUCCAAGCGAGGAAUACCAUGAAGAGAAGCACCGGAUUGAGGAGGAAAGAUUCACCUGCAGACGACUGAGUGAAGAGGCAGGAUGGCGGGGGGUCGGAGGGGACUUGUGGCCCCUCAAAAUACUUUUUUGGAGAAUAUUGUCAGACGGUCGAACGUUUGGACACUAUCACAUAAACAGACAGAUACCAACUUUGUCCUGGGAAAUGCUCAGAUAGUGGACUGGCCAAUAGUCUACAGCAACGAUGGUUUCUGCAAGUUGUCAGGAUACCACAGAGCUGAAGUGAUGCAGAAAAGCAGCACCUGCAGCUUCAUGUAUGGGGAGCUAACGGACAAGGACACGACGGAGAAAGUGCGGCUGACGUUUGAGAAUUAUGAAAUGAAUUCAUUUGAAAUACUCAUGUACAAGAAAAACAGGACGCCUGUUUGGUUUUUUGUGAAGAUUGCUCCUAUUCGCAAUGAACAAGAGAAAGUGGUCCUGUUUCUGUGCACGUUCAGUGAUAUCACAGCCUUCAAACAGCCCAUUGAAGACGAUUCCUCCAAAGGCUGGGGGAAGUUUGCUCGACUGACUCGAGCUCUCACCAGCAGUAGAGGCGUGUUACAACAGCUGCAGCCCACAGUUCACAAAGGAGAAAAUGUCCACAAGCACUCCCGCUUAGCUGAGGUUCUGCAGCUCGGCUCUGAUAUUCUACCUCAAUACAAGCAGGAGACCCCCAAAACCCCUCCUCACAUCAUCCUGCACUACUGCCUCUUCAAGACCACCUGGGACUGGGUCAUCCUCAUCCUCACCUUCUACACGGCCAUCAUGGUGCCCUACAACGUCUCCUUCAAGACGAAGCAGAACAACGUCACGUGGCUGGUGGUGGACAGCAUCGUGGACGUCAUAUUCUUGGUGGACAUCGUUUUGAAUUUCCACACCACAUUCGUAGGACCCGCGGGCGAGGUCAUCUCGGACCCCAAACUGAUUCGAAUGAAUUACUUGAAGACCUGGUUUGUUAUCGAUUUACUCUCCUGUCUGCCAUAUGAUGUCAUCAACGCCUUCGAAAAUGUGGAUGAGAAUUGGAACCACCGAGCUGUCACUCAAGGGAUCAGCAGUCUGUUCAGUUCUCUGAAGGUGGUCCGACUUCUCCGUUUGGGUCGGGUUGCCCGUAAACUGGACCACUACAUUGAAUAUGGGGCGGCGGUGCUGGUCCUCCUGGUGUGUGUUUUUGGGCUGGCUGCCCAUUGGCUGGCCUGCAUUUGGUACAGCAUCGGUGACUAUGAAGUUAUCGAUGAGGAAACCAACAUUGUGCGCACAGAUAGCUGGCUCUACAUACUGGCUGAGACUGUGGGUACUCCAUACCGCUUCAACGCCAGUGGCUCUGGGAAGUGGGAGGGCGGCCCCAACAAGGACUCGGUCUACAUCACGUCUUUGUACUUCACCAUGACCAGCCUAACGAGUAUCGGCUUCGGGAACAUCGCCCCGACGACAGAUGGGGAGAAAAUCUUUGCUGUGGCUAUGAUGAUGAUUGGAUCGCUCCUUUAUGCCACUAUCUUUGGUAACGUGACCACAAUUUUCCAGCAGAUGUACGCCAACACAAACCGUUACCACGAGAUGCUAAACAGCGUCCGGGAUUUCCUCAAGCUCUACCAGGUGCCCAAAGGUUUGAGUGAAAGGGUCAUGGACUACAUCGCAUCGACCUGGUCCAUGUCACGGGGCAUAGACACAGAAAAGGUGUUACAGAUUUGUCCUAAGGAUAUGAGAGCAGAUAUAUGCGUUCAUCUCAACCGUAAAGUUUUCAAAGAGCACCCGGCUUUCCGACUGGCCAGCGAUGGCUGCCUCAGAGCUCUGGCCAUGGAGUUUCAGACCAUCCACUGUGCGCCUGGAGACCUGAUCUACCACGCAGGGGAAAGCGUGGACAGCCUCUGCUUUGUGGUGUCUGGAUCGCUGGAGGUUAUUCAAGAUGAUGAGGUGGUGGCUAUUUUAGGUAAGGGGGAUGUGUUCGGUGAUGUUUUCUGGAAAGAGGUGACUCUGGCCCAAGCCUGCGCCAACGUCCGAGCUCUGACCUACUGCGACCUCCACGUCAUUAAACGUGACGCUCUGCAGAAGGUGCUGGAGUUCUACACGGCUUUUUCCAACCACUUUUCCAGAAAUCUGCUGCUCACGUACAACCUGAGAAAGAGAAUCGUCUUCCGAAAAAUCAGUGAUGUGAAAAGAGAGGAGGAGGAGCGGCAGAGACGUAAAAAUGAAGCCCCUCUAAACCUGCCGCCGGACCACCCAGUCCGAAAACUCUUCCAGCGUUUCCGUCAGCAGAAGGAAGCCCGGCUGCAAACUGAGAAACCAGACCUGGAUGAGCAUGACAUCGAGAAAGGCCAGGUGUACGUCGAGGCCUCUGUAGCUAAAACCACCAUCGCCACCACCAGCAUUGUCACCGUGACAGAAAGCCCGGCGACGCCCUCAUCUUCAACGCCAUCAUCAUCAACACCCCCCACCUCAGAGAAGGGGAAGCUCCAGGUGCCACCUCCUGUUUCCCUCGUGGGGUGUCGCACUGCUGAACCGGUCAAAGUCAAAGGCUGGGGUCGUUUCAAAGAGUCCAUGGCCAAAGCCGACAACUGGAACAAAGUCUCCAAAGCCGAAUCCAUGGAGACUCUGCCUGAACGGUCCAAGGUACACGACUCGCAGACCUCUUUAAAGAAGACAGACUCAUGUGACAGCGGUAUCACCAAAAGUGACCUCCGCCUGGACAAAGUAGGUGAUUAUCGCCUCACACCGCAGGAUCGCAGCCCCGUCCAACCUGAAAGCAGACACUCCUUCUACCCAAUCCCAGAACAAACGCUUCAGGCCUCGCUUCAGGAGCUCAAGCUGGAGCUGAAGGACGACCUCAAGAACCUGAAUGUCCGAAUGUCUGGCCUGGAAGCGCAACUUAUGGAAGCACUUCAACUCCUCAAAGAGAGGAAACCAAGUGCUGGUUCUCCACAGCAUCUUUUUGACAUUUCUAGACCUGCUUCACCAGAACUGGACAAAGAAGAUAUCUUCUCUUGAAGGAUGUAAGAGGAAUUUUAUUCACCAGGUAACAGUAUAAUGGUUACUCAGCUGGACUCCAGUAAUAUCUGGAUUACUGGGGUGGCUGAGGCUGCAUUGGCCACACCUUUCAGAUUAGGUAACAGUGCAGCUUGUGUCCCACGUGUCCCUGUCGGCUCAAAAGGGACCCAGGUGUUGGGAAGUUCGAGGUCGUAGCGCACUUUUUGAAGACUGAACUCAGAGGGUACUUAAAGCUGACAGCUGUAUGUUUGUAUAUAAGUCUGAAUUAUUUUUCCAUGGGCACUUUACUGGAAAAAUAGCUUGAGGUGAUACUGAUUUAUUGCGACUUAAAUCUGUUUAUAUUAUUACAGAUUUUGAGGGAGUCUAAACAGGAGAGCGUAGUUGCAUCUCUGUUGGAUGCUCCACUGGAAACAGCAUGAUGCACUGGUUUGUUAUUGAAUCAUUUGUGUCUGAUUCUCUGCAUGUCACAUAAAGUAGAUGUGUGCCUCUGGAUGCAGAUGGUGCAUAUUUGAUUCACUGAGGCCACACAGUCAUUUGCAUUAUUUUACACUGACAGACAAUAAGGAAAGGCUUUACAGAUGUGGAAACUGUCUCAGAGUAAUUUCCUCAAGCAACUGAUGAACUCUUAUUAUUUCAACUGCCAGGUUCAUUAUGAAUUAUACAACAGAAAACUCUGGCCAAGCAGCCUGAUUUUCAAAGAAAUAUUUUAGCAGAGCCUCUAAUUUCCAUAAAACAUGGACCGAUAAGCUCGAUGAACAAUGGAAUAAGAUGCUAACUAGUGUGAUCAUGGAGUUUUCCAUCUUGGUUUCUACCAAAUAUUAAUUAUUCUCAUGAGUAAACACUACAGCCACAGUCAUAAUUUGUAUGAAAGCCGUGAAUUUUAGGCUUUGUUGACACAUAUGCAUCAACUUAUAUGGUGCAUACAUACAAGACGAAAUGACACUGUAUAUGAUUGUGACCCUAACAUGUUUUAAACAGACAUAAAUUGUCAUAUUUGUUUCUUCAGUAGCCAUAGAAGGUGGAUUUCCACAACUAAAUAGGUGGACCGGCCUUUAGAUACAGACACUUAGAUUUUUUGUUCAGAUUUUUGCUUCACAAAUGUUAGUUUUUCCACUUGAUGCAUCUGUUUGCAUAUUUUCAUAUGUCUUCACAUUUAGUCCAGAUGUAGAGAUGAGGCUGAAGUCACCGAGAGACUCAGCGAAGUGUUUACACUGCAGGUGAGCAUGAAUAAAUCCAUUUGUUGACAGUAUUCACAGGCAAUAUCAGUAUGACCACGAUAAUGUAAUGUCCGAUGUAGCAACAAAAAUAGAAGAAAAAUAUAAGGUCAUGUUUGUUUACUUAACAUAUGCUCUGAGGACAUUUCAUGAACAGGAGGAAUAGAGGAAAACACUGAUAAAUCCAUAAAAAAUAAAUGAUUAAAAUGUAUGCCUUCAGAAAAAGAUUUAGCAAAACAUGAGUUUUUUAAGCAAUAAUUUCACAUAUUUUAAAACCCAAGGUGUUUAUACAACAUGGACAAUUGAUGAAUUUAUUUUAUUUAAGGAUCAUCAGACAAACAAAAAUUUACAACCAUAACAUUUACUUCCCCAGAUGUUAAGCUGUAGAUGAUGAUAGAAAUUACAAUACAAUUAAAAAAUGUGCAGAUCAAUGAUAACAUCCAAACUAAAUCUAUUGCUAUCAGUAACAAGUGGUGCCAGGCAUAACAAACCCCGGCCCUCGCACUUAUUGUAGCUUAUUUUGGCAUCGAUCCAACUGAUG
This is a messenger RNA of Sphaeramia orbicularis (orbiculate cardinalfish), 4882 nucleotides long. RefSeq names its product potassium voltage-gated channel subfamily H member 1-like. Gene Ontology annotation, cellular component: voltage-gated potassium channel complex; plasma membrane. The transcript is spliced from 14 exons. The coding region runs from base 191 to 3127 and encodes 978 amino acids. The record is from RefSeq and is a predicted model, not a curated record. NCBI's taxonomy places the organism in Eukaryota, Metazoa, Chordata, Actinopteri, Kurtiformes, Apogonidae. Gene Ontology annotation, biological process: regulation of membrane potential; potassium ion transmembrane transport. Gene Ontology annotation, molecular function: delayed rectifier potassium channel activity.